Molecule: messenger RNA, 657 nt
Organism: Candidula unifasciata
Lineage: Eukaryota; Metazoa; Mollusca; Gastropoda; Stylommatophora; Geomitridae
Source: the annotation of a GenBank genome assembly
AUGGCCAGCUGCCUACGUCUGUUAGUGGAGACUUCACUCAAACAACAAGCUCUUCUCGUGUCCGCCUGCACGUCGCGCACACCUCUUGUACAGAGUGUCCGCUUCAGGAAACCCCCCUGGGUUCCUGUAGCCAAGUCUAAGGAGUUUUAUGUGAGAAAGCCGACACCAGUCGAUCAGGAGGAGUACGAAGAGUUGAAGGCUCGCUACCGCUUUUACAGAUCUGAGGUUGACAGUGUCAGGCAGUUCCUGGCGCAAGAUUUGUCUGCUCGGCAACACAACCUGGAGGACCAGGACUUGAGGGCAGACGAGGCUGAAGUUUCCCUCAUGAUGCAACACUUGCAGGAAUGGAACACACAUGUUGCAGCUGUCAGGAAUGAGCGACAGUUGCAGGAACAACUAGAUCAUGAGCAGAUGCUGAAGGAGCGAUUGGCAAACCAGGAGAAACAGAGAAUGUUGGAUGCUGAAAGGGCACUCGCAGAACUGGAGGAAAAAGAGGCUGCUGCUGCAAGUUUUAUUGACCCAGACAAACUGGAUGAAGCGAUAGAAAAAUUGAUUGACAGUCGCAAAGAUUAUAAUUUUGCUAUAACUAAAUCUGGUGAGAAAUUAUUUGGUGAGUAUCCUGAUAGAAAAACACCGGAGUCACACAAACAAAGCUAG